Messenger RNA from Lottia gigantea (owl limpet), 630 nucleotides. RefSeq lists its product as hypothetical. The transcript has 4 exons. The record is from RefSeq and is a predicted model, not a curated record. Gene Ontology annotation, biological process: glycosphingolipid biosynthetic process; carbohydrate metabolic process. NCBI's taxonomy places the organism in Eukaryota, Metazoa, Mollusca, Gastropoda, Lottiidae. The annotation marks the transcript as partial. Gene Ontology annotation, molecular function: N-acetyl-beta-glucosaminyl-derivative 4-beta-N-acetylgalactosaminyltransferase activity.
CCAGAGUUUGAAGUGAUUCGAAAACAGAACCAGCAUGUAAUGAAAGGAGGGGUAUUUAAGCCCGAUGGGUGUACAGCAUGGCAGAAAGUUGCAGUUAUAGUACCAUAUCGCGACCGUCUUCACCAUCUUAAAAUACUUUUAAAUAGACUACACUCCAUGUUGGUGAAACAAAAAAUACAUUACCAGAUAUUUGUGGUGGAACAGCUAGGAAAAGAUAAAUUUAACAGAGGAAAACUGAUGAAUAUUGGAUAUUUAGAAGCUUUAAAACAAAAUAAAUUUGACUGUUUUGUUUUCCAUGAUGCUGACUUGCUUCCUGAACACAACCAGAACUUAUACAUGUGUGAUCAGUACGCUAGACACUUGUCAUCUGCUAUUGAUGAGAUGAGAUAUCAUGUAAUGUAUUACAACUACGCGGGAGGAGUCAUAGCUAUAAAUAGAGAUAACUACCAGCGUAUUAACGGUUAUUCAAAUUCUUAUUGGGGGUGGGGCAAUGAGGAUGAUGACCUAUCGGCAAGAAUCCAGGAAUCAGGGCUCUUGAUAACUCGACCACCAGAACAUAUCGGCAGAUUUAAAAUGGUACGACAUGCUAAAUUAUCUCGCUCAGAGCAUGGGUUAGUUUUUCAUUUUUAA